CUUGCUGGUCUGUUCUCCGCUGCGAGGCUCUACCAUGGACCCAGCUUCCCCCCCUUCCCCUCCUCACGAAGCGAACGACAUUUUCUCUCUAUCUGACAGUGUACUAUCUUCUAAACUUAGGUUCAUCGAAGAGAUUGGCUUCGGCAACUGGGGCAGCGUCUGGCUUUGCAACCCCAAGAAUAGUCCGACGUCGCACGCUGCUGACGACUUCGACAGAGUGUUACAGCCCAAGAUCGCCGUCAAGCUCGUCCACCGCAACACCAAGAGCAAGACGACCGUCGCACGUGUCAAAUCACUAUGGAACGAGAUGAAAAUCAUUCGUACUUUCAAGUCUGAUCCACACCCAUCGAUCAUCCCAUUCUACUCCUUCGUCAUUACACCUUCCUACGCGUUGAUCACCAUGGCCUACCUCCCCGCACUUGUCCCUGUUGAGGUUGACGAGUCUCGAGCUCGCGGCUGGUUCCGAUUCCUCUUAUCUGGUGUAGAUUUUCUGCACAAACGUGGAGUAGUCCACAAUGACAUUAAACCGGCCAACAUAUUGAUUUCUCACAAGAAUAUUCCAGUCCUGGUUGACUUCGGAUUUGCAGAGAAAUAUGGCCUUGACUCAGAGACGGCAUUUCAUAGCAAGGUUUCCUAUGGUACUCCGGAAUACCUGUCACCCGAACGCGCACGAGAGAUACCGCACGAUUGCCGCAAGUCUGACGUAUGGUCGCUUGGCGUAACAUUCUUCGAGAUCCUUACAGGACGGACCCCUUUUGAGGAAUGUGAUCAAGAACAAUUUACGACCAAGGAAGACCUUGAAAAAUACUGGUCCAGAACUCUACGGGGAAAAUGGAUAGGCAGUUGGACAAUGUCAAAGGGCAUGGAAAAGCUGCUUCGUAGAAUGAUCUCCCCUAAUGCCGACUUGCGGUGUACGGCAUCACAGGCAAUGCAAGACCCAUACUGGCAAACACGUAAAGAGGAAGACCCUCGGCAUCGACGAUCUUCAAGCUACACCUCGUCACUUGUCUUUGAAAAGGACAUGUCAAAGCAGCCUGAUCUCACAUCGUCUCGACCUCAGGCAACGAAGGGCAAAGAGAAUCUGAAGAGCCCCCUGGCUCUAUUUUCGUCUAAGUCGCCGAAGGCCGCUGAGCCAGAUGGACAUCGUACCGUGGCAAGGUCGAAGUCUCAACCGAAAGUGAUCGCGUCAAAAAGCCUAUGCCAAGAAGCGCGUUCCGGUCCCUCCGUUAACCGAUUUGUCCCCAAUCAAGGCUUCUCCACCAUCAUCGCCGUCCGCUAAACCAGUACUGCAUGCCAUUUCCCGGAACGUCGAUCCUAAGAGUCGCAUACCGCUCACUUCGCGCGUCCUUGGGAGUCCCCCCGUCUCCGCUCCUAUUAGAGCUGAUCCUCCUCGGGGACGAGUGCUUGGCGAUGUGACUGGUGUGAAUGUUAAUGUGGGUAACGCGAAGAGAGAGAAGGGGAAAGGUAAAGAAAAGGAAAACCUUGUAAAUCAACGUGUGAAAGACUGGGAGAAGCUGCGAGAAAUCUCACGCAUAGAGGACUCGGAGGAGGAGGUUGAACACG
Molecule: messenger RNA, 1563 nt
Organism: Desarmillaria tabescens
Lineage: Eukaryota; Fungi; Basidiomycota; Agaricomycetes; Agaricales; Physalacriaceae
Product: kinase-like domain-containing protein
Exons: 9
Coding region: 35-1279 (414 amino acids)
Biological process (GO): mitotic DNA damage checkpoint signaling; protein phosphorylation
Cellular component (GO): nucleus
Molecular function (GO): ATP binding; protein serine/threonine kinase activity
Source: RefSeq, a predicted model, not a curated record